UGUAUUUUGAUCGUCGUCUAUACGCAUUUUAUUUUAUACACAGGUAGCAGUCGUUCGUGUUUAUUUGCCGGAGGUAACGGAGACCACUCUUGCAUACCAAGGUCCUACACUUUCUAUUUAUCGUCACUCAGCGCAACAGACUUUCCUUGUCGAAUCAUGUUUGCGAUUAUUUCCAUCUGCUCGUGACGAUAAGUGUUCUAUAAAUCUAACAAUUUAACCGCAAAGAUUCCAACAAUAUUCGUUUCUUGAGGAAUAUGUCUCAGUAGCUCAAGCAGGAUGGGCGUAUUACUGCUACAUUCCGUCGUUCUACUUUUUGGAUUUUCAUUUGCGUCUCCAAUUGAACUAAAAGCGUAUAUAUCGGAGCAAGGACUUCACGGAACAAUCUCUUUCGUGCAGCAGAAACUCAACGAUAAAAUUGUGAUUAAAACAGACUUAAGUGCGACUCUCCAAUAUCCGAGCCAAGUAUGGUCGUGGUUUAUCACAGAAUUUCCCGUCGACUAUUCGAUUUCCGAUAAUGGCCGUUGCGGUCCUUCGAAAUUGGGGAAAUCCCUUAUUAGUCUUGAGAAUAAGCUCGGAUAUCUGAUAAUACCUGAUAAUCAAACAUCGGAAUUCGAAACAGAUUUAAAGCUGACAUCGGAUUCUAGCAUUUUCGGAAAGAGUUUACUUUUGAAAAAUGUGGAAACUCAACGUCAAAUUUGCGCAUCGCUCUCAUUUGUGGAUAAGUCUUCGGAGAAGACGGCAAUUGCUAGGUUUCAUACACCUGUUGCUGGAAAUGUUUUCUUCCGGUGGUUUUCCACUAAGGAUAACAGGAAAGAUCUGCAGAUCGUAACUGAUUUGUACCAUGUGCAUAAUGUUGAGAGAAUUAACAAGACGAUGCUGGAUCAUACUGAACACGUUUGGAAGCUUUACGUCACGGAUAUUCUGGAUGCUGAUAAUGAACGCGAGGAAGCGAAUUGUAAUAUAUUGCAAUUGGUCUUCGACCCUGAAAACAAAGGGGAUGGUAAAUCUAUUGGCGAUAUAGACACUCGUAUAGGCAAGAUCAAGAUCUCCACCGAUUACAAUAAGAGAAGAUUCAAGCAGUUAUUCAGAGACGAUAAAUUAGAUUUGUUACCAAGCGACUUGAACGGACCACAAAGAAGAUUGUUUUUAGUUAUAUUUGAGAAUAAACAUCCUGACAGUUUCUUGGCCUGCGCGAAAAUUCGCUACGAUCAUCCAAUAGUCACAAAGGUUUUGAUACAAUCUGGUGGGAUUAAUGGUGAUAUUGUGAUGAAGCAACACAAUAGAUUUGAACCGACGUUUUUAAACUUCAACAUAACAACGGCAAGAGGUGAUUUAGAAACAAGAGUGGUUUACGGAUCAUCGGUGGCUUCUUUUUGGAUCCACGAGCUUCCCAUGAGUCCGGCGAAAACUGUUGGUCAAACUGGAAAUCCGUGUUUAACAACUAAAUUCAUCUUCAAUCCACAUAAAAUAAAUAUAAACGAAGUACCACCGAACGGGUACGGAACUCAAGAUCAGUACGCCAUCGGAGAUCUUUCGGGAAAACUGCUGAGACGCAACAAUGAAUCGCAGUUGGUGCACGGAAGUCAAGAAUUGAUCGGCAAAUACUGGGAUGUUUUCUUGCCGCUCAUAGGCAAGGAUUCUGUGGUGCAUAGGUCUUUGGUUAUUUACAAAAACACCCAGUAUCCGGAUUCGGAUAUAACGUCGGAACCCUGGAUUUGCGGCUCGGUGUUGCGUUACGAAGAUAAUUUGAAGUAUCAGAAGCAGAUAUUCACAGCUCAAGUGAUAUUCCGGUAUCCUUUAGUAGGUAGAAUUCUGUUCAGGCAACCCAAGGGAGAGCCAUGGGUGGAUACGACAAUGCUCGUCGAGUAUUUAGUGCACGCGGAUGGAUCGACUUUGAAUAAUUCCAUGGAUCAUAGGUGGGCCAUACACGUUAAUCCUCCAGGAAAAGAUUUCUACAAUUGGACGGCCAGAUGCCUCAGCGCUGGACCCAUUUUUAAUCCUUACAAAGUAGAUUUUAAGAACGAGACGCCAUCCGAGGGUUGCAGCUUAGAUACAAUCGGUGUAUGUCGCAUGGGCGACUUAUCAACUCGUCAAGGAACUUUGGACAUUGCUGGUAAAAUUGUGGAUAGUGACAGAAUAACUAGGAAACUCAUUACCGAUCAAAAUUUACCGCUCACCGGUUUCAACAAGAUCAUCGGAAAAUCUUUUGUCAUGUACGACGAUUUUGGGCCUAAAGCACGAGGCGAGAGACUGGCUUGUUCCAUAAUUGGAGGUGUAUAUAGGCGGAAAGCUGUGGCCAAAGACUGGUUCGCCAAUGGUGAUAAUUUAACCGUCAGUGGUAAAUUGGAGUUUUAUCAACAGACCGAAUAUGAUAUUACCAACGUGGAAGUAGAAUUGGAUGGUUUACUUGAUAAUAGUGGAUAUCAUAUACAUGUGACACCAGUUGAAGAGAAUCUAGCGUUCCCAUGCGAAGGAUCAACGUUAUACGACCAUUGGAAUCCAUCGAAAGUUGAUCCGGCCACUUCACCUAGGCAUUACCAAGGAACUACAGAUCAAUAUGAGAUGGGCGAUUUGAGCGGAAAAUUUGGAACGCUAGAUAAUCAAACAAUGUACACCAAAGAUUACAACGAUACAAUUCUUCCGCUGUUUGGACCUCGUAGUAUUUUGGGACGUUCAGUUAUUAUCCAUAAAAGGGACAAAAAUAGGCGUUGGGCUUGUUCAACUAUAGAGAGAGGUUAUAGUCCUUCGGAAGCGCGAGAACUCAGAGCCAUAGCAUCGUUCCAUCAUCCCGAUGGAUUCGCUUAUGGUUACAUGAAGAUGACUCAAUUGGUUUAUAACGAUGGAAGUAUGAGCGAUACCAUCAUCGAGGUGAAACUUAGACAUCCUGGAAAGAAUGACCGUAAUAUGACGCGCGACCAUAAUUGGGCGAUUUUUGUGAAUCCCGUUGGAGUGGACGCUGCUGUUAAGACGCAAAACACAAGAUGCGUUGCUGGUGGUUACGUUUGGAACCCAUACUACACGCAACUUGCGGAUCCGUUAAACGAAGAUUUGUACCGACAAGAAUGUGGACCAGAAAAUCCUUUGAGAUGUCACGUAGGAGAUAUGUCUGGACGGCUUGGUACCAUCGAUAUAGGUUUGAAAAGGAAAGUCUUCACUGAUUCUAACUUCCCUCUGGAAGGUCCAGUCACAGCGAUGGGAAGGUCCAUUGUAAUUAUGAGCCCUAACAAACAACCACAAAGAUACGCAUGUGCCAACAUUGAAGCGGAUUACAAUAUAAUCAAAUACGCAAACAUAGAAAAGCCACCACGUUUUGUUCUAGCGCAAUUUAUUGAAGAUGUCCGUCGAGUGAUGGGAAUACCCGAGUGGAUGUUAACUGUGGAUACAAGAAAGACUCGCAUGUUGCACAGUUACUCGUGCGUCCAAUUCCUGAUGCACUUUAAGGGUCCGAUAGCCAGUCGAUUGGAGCAGGACUUUAAUAAGUUGUUGUCAACAGGACGAUUGGAAUCUCCAACCCUUUAUAUUCCGGGCUUCUACGAUGCUAAAAGAAAGUCGAAAAUUUCGUAUAAACUGUGCGGAGUUCGUGAUCCCAACGAAAAAAGCAAGAAGAAAAGCAGAUUCAGUUUCAGCUUGAACAAAGGUAUUCAACAAUCGGCUUCAAAUUAUAUGGUUUACCUGUUUGGAAUUAUUCUCUUUUGGUUAAUUAAUUAGAAACGAUAUAUUUUUUUG
Molecule: messenger RNA, 3726 nt
Organism: Nicrophorus vespilloides
Lineage: Eukaryota; Metazoa; Arthropoda; Insecta; Coleoptera; Silphidae
Gene: Rsod
Exons: 11
Coding region: 277-3708 (1143 amino acids)
Biological process (GO): superoxide metabolic process
Molecular function (GO): metal ion binding
Source: RefSeq, a predicted model, not a curated record